UGACAUUCACUCAAAGUUGAGUUGAGUUGAAGUGCUUAGCGGUUUAGAAUCGUUUCUCCAACCAAAGUUACAAUGAGUACUCGUUUGGAGUCGCAACACGGCCAAGAAGAAGAAGAUGGAUCCAGGCACUCGUCUGAUCUAAAAUUCAGCCACUGGUAUACAUGGCGAACACAUUGGUCUACUUGCUCGUAUUGGGUGGAAACCUGCUUGGAAAAGUCUUUACCUAACCUCGUGAUUGCCACUGUGAUUCUGCUCCUCCUGAUCCUCCCAUUAGUCUUAUUCAACUCGUACAACGUUAACCAAAUUGGGUACAAGGUGGACAUGAUUGACACAUUGGAUCAGCAAGUCAUUGACAUUCAGUCACGUUUGAAUGAUCUCUCUGUGAAAACGUCAAAGUCGAUCAUGACUAAACCUGAGACAGGGCAAAAGGGUGAACCAGGCUCUCCGGGAAUGGCAGGAUUGCCUGGGCUUGUGGGGAAAAAAGGUGAUCCAGGCGACAGAGGUUUUCCCGGUGCAUUAGGAACAAAGGGAAGCACUGGUUUGCCCGGACCCAUGGGGCCCAAAGGCGAAAAGGGGUCUAAUUCUGGUACCGUAGGACCCAAGGGUGAAAAAGGCGAUAAGGGCGAGCAAGGUGAGAAAGGAACGUCUGCGCCUACUCCCGCGGGACCAUUCAGUUUCGAUCUUAGCCCGGCUAGCAAAGGGGAUGAAGUGAGCUUCGAGGUUAAAUGCUUCGGGACUUGCCGUGAUGUCAACGUUCGGUUGAGCGUGGAGUCGGGGGAUGCUGACCUCUAUGCCAAAGAGGAAAGCGAACCCAAGAUCAAGAAUUCCAAUUGCGAUGACUGCCGCUUGUGCAAAUCCAGAUCCUCGAACCUCGACGACUCGUGCAGCGGAAUACAAACCCAAACCAGGGAAGGCUUCUUCAUCAAAGUCACGGCUCACAAGCCCUACGCCAAUGGCCAGCUUAAGAUUAAUGGUUUCAACCUCGAGAGCGUUGAGCAAAUCAACUAGUUUGAAAAUGUGAAAGUGCCCGCUCAUGUUUUCAAACUUGUAUAUGUAUUAUAAAUGAAAAAGGACUCGCAAAGUACAUUUUGCAAAUAAAGAUAAUUACAUUAAA
Messenger RNA from Tigriopus californicus, 1114 nucleotides. RefSeq names its product mannose-binding protein C-like. Bases 73 to 1008 code for a protein of 311 amino acids. The record is from RefSeq and is a predicted model, not a curated record. The transcript is spliced from 7 exons. Lineage: Eukaryota; Metazoa; Arthropoda; Copepoda; Harpacticoida; Harpacticidae.